UUUCCGAUUCCUAACGUUCUUGUUCCGCCAAGAUGGAUAUGGAUAUGGACUCAGGCAUGUCUGGGGGUCCCGACCUCACAGAUGAGGGACUGGACAUGUCAAAUUCUACUGUGGCGUCAGAUUUCCUAGAUGCCUUGUUGGAUGACACGACCCUCCAGCAAACAGAUUAUGCUAUUGCUCGCGCCUUUUGGUACGGCAUUGUCAUUGUGAUCGUGCUUGUGGGUAUAGCCCACUGGACACAAUGGGCCUUACUCAAGUUACGAUUGCGCGCUGCGGCAGCAAAUCGCGCCCGGCCUGCUAGUCCUUCUAACCCAGUCACGUCCGCAUUGGCAGGCUGUACAGCAGUGUUUCGGGAAAUAUCUUAUCACCAACUCACUUUCACGAACUCAUGGCUUCGGAUCCCCACUAUUGGAUCUAUUGUACUUAUCUUAGGAUAUUUUGGGUACAUCAUGGGCCUGCAGUUUUAUGAAUGGGACUAUCCUGGUGCACAGUAUUGGCAAGCUCAAAGCAUUCGGGCGGGUUGGCUUACCAUUGCCCAAUUCCCGUUGGUCCUUCUUCUGGCUGGAAAGCGGAAUUUGAUUGGAUAUGCCGUGGGUAUGUCAUAUGAGCGUCUGCAGAUCUUACAUCGUUGGGUGGCCCGAGUCAUGCUGUUGACUGCCACUAUCCACGGUGCUGUUCAAACGUAUGGAUGGCACAAGUAUGGUGUGAUGAAGCUUGAAUUUGACACCGAUAGCUGCAUUCCUACAGGCUUUGCGACUUGGAUGAUUCUUGUAUGGUUGGUGUUGUCUGCAACUGCGCCGAUCCGCAACUGGCGAUAUGAGAUUUUCGUGGCUCAACAUAUCAUAACCUUUAUUGGCCUUGUCGUCGCUAUUUUCUAUCACUUGCCAUCCACCGCUUUGAGUUCAAGAAUAUACGCUUGGAUUGGUGUCGGCAUCUUCAUCCUCGACCGCCUGCUUCGGACUAUCAUCUUCACAUAUGUCAAUGCAAAGCCAGCGAAGGCUACUAUCACCGAGCUUCCUGGUGAUGUCACAAAAAUCCGCAUUGCUUCCCCCCGAAUCAAGAAGUGGGGCCCAGGACAACACGUCUUCCUGUCGAUUCCGAAGCUGGGACUUGGACAGUCACACCCAGCUACCAUUCUUUCAACUCCUUCAUCUCACAAAAAUGACCUCGUGUUCCUUCUAAGAGCCCACCGCGGCUUUACUCGGCGACUACUUGACUCUGCCCAGUCCUCCUCGGCUAAUCUACUUGAAAAGACCGAGGAUUCCCGAACUGUUCAAAUUGCAGGGCAACACCUCUCCCUCAUCGGUGGACCAUACGGAGGGUCCCAAUCUGAUUUCGCUGCCUUCGACACCGUCCUCCUCAUCUCCGGGUCAACUGGUAUUACAUUCACGUUGUCUAUCCUCCUCGACAUUGCGCACAGAGUGAAGACCCAGAAACUUCCUGUCCGACGCUUGGUGUUUGUUUGGGUGGUCCGAACUGUGUCCUGUACAGAGUGGGUCGCCGAUGAAUUACAGCAAGCAAUGGAAUCUCUUACCAGCGCUGGUAUCGAAGCCGAGGUACGCUUCUUUGUUACCUGCGAUGCUGAGCCAUCCGAGCCAUCAGAGAAGAAGAUCGGUUGCCCGUGCAAGAACACGGAAGGGCCAUGCUGUUGCAGUGGUCUCGGUUCUUCAAGUCUCCAAGUGCUUCCUGAUACAAUUGUCAAGUCAGAAGAUACAAAGGAUGUCAUUUCAACCUCUAUUCCUCAAGACACAGCGGAGACUUCCGUGCCAAUACCGGCCUCGAGCUAUACAUCUGGGCGACCGACGUUGAAACCCUUGCUCUGGGAAUUGUUGGAUCAUGCCAGGGGUGAGACCGGUGUCGCAGUCUGUGGGCCCUUAGGACUGGUUAGCAAUGUCAGAAACACGGUGGCUACAGUUAGCGAGGAGCGCGGUUCAAAUAAGGGAACUGGGGCUGAGGGGGUUUAUUUGCAUGCUGAGAGCUUUGCAUGGUGA
Penicillium pulvis is the source of this 1991-nucleotide messenger RNA. Its product is annotated as ferric reductase family protein. Gene Ontology annotation, biological process: iron ion transport; intracellular iron ion homeostasis; copper ion import. The transcript has 4 exons. The record is from RefSeq and is a predicted model, not a curated record. Gene Ontology annotation, molecular function: ferric-chelate reductase activity. NCBI's taxonomy places the organism in Eukaryota, Fungi, Ascomycota, Eurotiomycetes, Eurotiales, Aspergillaceae. Gene Ontology annotation, cellular component: plasma membrane. Bases 33 to 1991 code for a protein of 652 amino acids.